Messenger RNA from Fragaria vesca subsp. vesca, 459 nucleotides. Its product is annotated as EMB-1 protein-like. Lineage: Eukaryota; Viridiplantae; Streptophyta; Magnoliopsida; Rosales; Rosaceae. The record is from RefSeq and is a predicted model, not a curated record. Gene Ontology annotation, biological process: response to abscisic acid. Gene Ontology annotation, cellular component: cytosol. The coding region runs from base 41 to 283 and encodes 80 amino acids. The transcript has 2 exons.
GUGAAAAGUAAUUUGAACAGGAGUAAGAUUCUGAGAAACCAUGGCACAAUCGACGCAGGACAUGAAGGACCCCCAGAAAAGGGACGAGCUGGAUGAGAGGGCAAGGAAGGGAGAGACUGUCAUUCCUGGUGGAACUCGCGGGAAGAGUCUCGAGGCCCAAGAGCACCUUGCUGAAGGACGACGCAAGGGUGGACUGAGCACCACGGACCAGUCCGGAGAAGAGCGUGCUCGCGAGGAAGGCAUUCCUUUAAAUCCUCUCGAGGCCAAGGAAAAGCAAGGCUGACAUCUAUAUAUAUGUUAGAUGAAGACAAACUGGGGUGUUGAACUUGUUGUUUACUCUAACUAGUUUUUUCAUCAGAACUCGAUCGUCCGGAGUCGUAUGUUUGUAGCACAUAUGUUGUUAUGUAGUUGUUUGUUGUCCACUAUAGUAGUGUAGUAUACUAGUAUAUGUUUGUAGAG